This is a messenger RNA of Ictidomys tridecemlineatus (thirteen-lined ground squirrel), 4136 nucleotides long. It is a transcript of the gene Adgra3, whose product is annotated as adhesion G protein-coupled receptor A3. NCBI's taxonomy places the organism in Eukaryota, Metazoa, Chordata, Mammalia, Rodentia, Sciuridae. Gene Ontology annotation, biological process: G protein-coupled receptor signaling pathway; cell surface receptor signaling pathway. Gene Ontology annotation, molecular function: G protein-coupled receptor activity; protein binding. The record is from RefSeq and is a predicted model, not a curated record. Gene Ontology annotation, cellular component: plasma membrane; external side of plasma membrane.
GGGCAAGGUGGUGUGCAGCAGCCUGGAGCUCGCGCAGGUCCUGCCUCCAGACACGCUGCCCAACCGCACGGUCACCCUGAUUCUGAGCAACAAUAAAAUAUCUGAGCUGAAGAAUGGCUCGUUUUCCGGAUUAAGUCUCCUUGAAAGACUGGACCUCCGGAACAAUCUGAUAAGCAGUAUAGAUCCAGGUGCCUUUUGGGGACUGUCAUCACUAAAAAGAUUGGACCUGACAAACAAUCGGAUAGGAUGUCUAAAUGCAGACAUAUUUCGAGGACUUACCAAUCUGGUUCGGCUGAAUCUUUCAGGGAAUUUGUUUUCUUCACUUUCUCAAGGAACUUUUGAUUAUCUUGGCUCAUUACGAUCCUUAGAAUUUCAGACAGAGUAUCUUUUGUGUGACUGCAACAUAUUGUGGAUGCAUCGCUGGGUAAAGGAGAGGAACAUCACUGUUCGGGACACCAGGUGUGUUUAUCCUAAGUCACUGCAGGCCCAGCCAGUCACAGGAGUGAAGCAGGAGCUAUUGACAUGCGAUCCGCCCCUUGAACUACCCUCAUUUUAUAUGACUCCAUCACAUCGGCAAGUUGUAUUUGAAGGAGACAGCCUUCCCUUCCAGUGCAUGGCUUCAUACAUUGACCAGGACAUGCAAGUGCUGUGGUAUCAGGACGGGCGAAUAGUUGAAACUGAUGAAUCCCAAGGCAUCUUUGUUGAAAAGAACAUGAUUCACAACUGCUCCUUGAUUGCAAGUGCCCUAACCAUUUCUAAUAUUCAGGCUGGAUCUACUGGAAAUUGGGGCUGUCAUGUCCAGAGCAAACGCGGGAACAACACAAGAACUGUCGAUAUUGUGGUCUUAGAAAGCUCCGCACAGUACUGUCCUCCGGAGAGGGUGGUGAAUAAUAAAGGUGAUUUCAGAUGGCCCAGGACGUUGGCGGGCAUUACCGCGUAUCUGCAGUGUACCCGGAACACCCACGGCAGUGGCAUCUAUCCUGGAAACCCUCAGGAUGAGAGAAAGGCCUGGCGCCGAUGUGACAGAGGUGGCUUUUGGGCAGAUGAUGAUUAUUCUCGCUGCCAGUAUGCAAAUGACGUCACUAGAGUCCUUUAUAUGUUUAAUCAGAUGCCCCUCAAUCUUACAAAUGCUGUGGCAACAGCUCGGCAGUUGCUGGCUUACACCGUGGAAGCAGCCAACUUUUCUGACAAGAUGGAUGUUAUCUUUGUGGCUGAAAUGAUAGAAAAAUUUGGAAGAUUUACGAAAGAAGAAAAAUCAAAAGAGCUAGGGGACGUGAUGGUUGACAUUGCAAGCAACAUCAUGUUGGCUGAUGAGCGGGUCCUGUGGCUGGCGCAGAGGGAAGCGAGAGCCUGCAGUCGGAUUGUUCAGUGUCUACAGCGCAUCGCUACCUACCGGCUCGCCAGUGGGGCUCAUGUUUAUUCAACAUAUUCACCCAAUAUUGCUCUGGAGGCUUACGUCAUCAAGGCCGCUGGCUUCACCGGGAUGACCUGCACCGUGUUCCAGAAGGUGGCAGCUUCCGACCGCACAGGACUUUCUGAUUAUGGGAGGCGGGAUCCAGAUGGGAACCUAGACAAGCAGCUGAGCUUCAAGUGCAACGUUUCAAAUACGUUUUCAAGUCUGGCACUAAAGAAUACUAUUGUGGAGGCUUCCAUUCAGCUUCCUCCUUCCCUUUUCUCACCAAAGCAAAAAAGAGAGGCUAGAUCACCCGAUGACUCUCUCUACAAGCUUCAACUCAUUGCAUUCCGUAAUGGGAAGCUCUUUCCAGCCACUGGAAAUUCGACCAACUUGGCUGACGAUGGGAAGCGGCGCACAGUGGUCACCCCUGUGAUUCUCACCAAGAUAGAUGGUGUGAAUGUAGAUACCCACCACGUUCCUGUUAAUGUGACACUGCGUCGCAUCGCACAUGGAGCAGAUGCCAUUGCAGCCCAGUGGGAUUUUGAUUUGCUGAAUGGACAAGGAGGCUGGAAGUCAGAUGGGUGCCGUAUACUCUACUCAGAUGAAAAUAUCACUACAAUUCAGUGCUACUCCCUCAGUAACUACGCAGUUUUAAUGGACUUGACAGGAUCCGAGCUGUACACCCAGGCAGCCAGUCUCUUGCAUCCUGUGGUUUACACCACUGCCAUCAUCCUCCUCUUGUGUCUCUUGGCCGUCAUGGUCAGCUACGUGCACCAUCAUAGUUUGAUCAGGAUCAGCCUCAAGAGCUGGCACAUGCUCGUGAACUUGUGCUUUCAUAUCUUUCUGACCUGUGUGGUCUUCGUGGGAGGAAUAACCCAAACCAGAAAUGCCAGCGUCUGCCAAGCAGUCGGGAUAGUUCUCCACUACUCCACCCUUGCCACAGUCCUGUGGGUGGGAGUGACCGCUCGAAAUAUCUACAAACAAGUCACCAAGAAAGCUAAGAGGUGCCAGGAUCCUGAUGAGCCGCCCCCUCCACCAAGACCGAUGCUCAGGUUCUACCUGAUCGGUGGUGGGAUUCCCAUCAUAGUUUGUGGCAUAACAGCAGCAGCCAACAUCAGGAAUUACGGCAGUCGGCCAAGUGCACCCUAUUGCUGGAUGGCGUGGGAACCCUCCUUGGGAGCCUUCUACGGACCUGCCAGCUUCAUCACUUUUGUAAACUGUAUGUACUUUCUAAGCAUAUUUAUUCAGUUGAAAAGACACCCUGAGCGCAAAUAUGAGCUUAAGGAGCCCCCAGAGGAGCAGCAGAGAUUGGCAGCCAAUGAAAAUGGGGAAAUAAACCAUCAGGAUUCAAUGUCUUUGUCUCUGAUUUCUACGUCAGCCUUGGAAAACGAGCACACUUUUCAUUCUCAGCUUUUGGGGGCGAGCCUUACUUUGCUCUUGUAUGUCGCUCUGUGGAUGUUCGGGGCCCUGGCGGUCUCUUUGUAUUAUCCUCUGGACUUGGUUUUUAGCUUCUUCUUUGGAGCCACGUGUUUAAGCUUAAGUGCCUUCAUCAUGGUUCACCACUGUGUGAAUCGGGAGGAUGUCAGACUUGCAUGGAUCAUGACGUGCUGCCCAGGACGGAGCUCGUAUUCAGUGCAAGUCAAUGUCCAGCCCCCCAACUCCAGUGGGACAAACGGAGAGGCACCCAAGUGCACCAAUAGCAGCGCAGAGUCCUCAUGCACAAACAAAAGCGCGUCAAGCUUCAAGAAUUCCUCCCAGGGCUGCAAGUUAACGAACUUGCAGGCUGCUGCAGCACAGUGCCAUGCCAAUUCUUUACCUUUGAACUCUACACCUCAGCUUGAUAAUAGUCUCACAGAACAUUCAAUGGACAAUGAUAUCAAAAUGCACGUGGCGCCUCUAGACGUGCAGUUUCGGACAAAUGUGCACUCCAGCCGCCAUCAUAAAAACCGGAGUAAAGGACACCGGGCAAGCCGACUCACGGUCCUGAGAGAGUAUGCCUAUGAUGUCCCAACCAGUGUGGAGGGAAGCGUGCAGAACGGCUUGCCUAAAAGUCGGCCGGGCAACAACGAAGGACAUUCGAGAAGUCGGAGAGCUUAUUUAGCCUACAGAGAGAGACAGUACAACCCACCCCAACAAGACAGUAGUGAUGCUUGUAGCACACUUCCCAAAAGUAGCCGGAAUUUUGAAAAGCCUGUUUCCACUAGCAGUAAAAAAGAUGCAUUAAGGAAGUCAACUGUAGUUGAACUUGAAAGUCAGCAGAAGUCUUAUGGCCUCAACUUGGCCAUUCAGAAUGGACCAGUUAAAAGCAGUGGGCAGGAAGGCCCCCUGCUAGGUACGGAUGGCACUGGCAAUGUUAGGACUGGAUUAUGGAAACACGAAACUACUGUGUAGCUUUGCUGGGCUUUCCUAGGCAGAAACCAAUAUAAACUGUGAUAUUCACAUUCCUUUAAGCUAUGAACGUUUGAAAUAAACCGUUUACAGCCACGUUAGGGAUUCAAAACAUUUUGAAUAAACUUCUAAGUUUUGAAUUUUACUUACUUUGUAUCCCCAAAUUCUUGCCCUUUUUUUUUUUUUUUUUUAGGAAUUAAAAAAAAACAACCUUUGAAGCAUCGUUUUAUUUUGUCAAAAAGUCCCAGCAGAACAUUUUGGGAAUCUGAAAUGUAAUUUCUUUGAAUCUGUAAUACCUACUUAAACACAUUUCAGGCUUGUAUUUAAUAAAAUAAAUAGGUGUUUGUCAUUA